CAUUGUAACGUUGUAGAUGGCAGCACAAGUAUAAACGUUUAUUUAGGAAUCUUGUCUGAAUUUUUGACCGGGUGCAAUAAUUAUCCCCGAAUAUCUCAACCAACACCAUGGCAGCAGCACAGAAGCGUCGUAGUGAUAUGACCCCAGAGGAGCUGGCAGCCCUGGAGAGAGAGGAAUUUGCAACAGGUCCCUUGCGUAUUCUUAAUGAAUCUGUUCAGAAUAACACCCAGGUACUGAUCAACUGCAGAAACAACAAAAAGCUUCUAGGACGUGUGAAAGCUUUUGACCGCCACUUCAACAUGGUGCUAGAGCAGGUGACAGAGAUCUGGAUGGAACAGCCAAAGACAGCCAAGGGACAGAAGAAAGCAAAGGCAGUUAACCGAGAAAGGUACAUCCAGAAGAUGUUUUUACGAGGAGAUUCAGUAAUCAUUGUAGUGAAGAAUCCACUUGGAAGUCAGCAGUCUGCAUAGUGUUGUCAAAGCAACACUUUUAAGUUUUAUAUCAAAGCUAUUAUUUUUAUGUAAGAAUGGAAAGGAAUUACUU
Penaeus vannamei (Pacific white shrimp) is the source of this 543-nucleotide messenger RNA. It is a transcript of the gene SmD2, whose product is annotated as small ribonucleoprotein particle protein SmD2. Gene Ontology annotation, biological process: RNA splicing; spliceosomal snRNP assembly. NCBI's taxonomy places the organism in Eukaryota, Metazoa, Arthropoda, Malacostraca, Decapoda, Penaeidae. The record is from RefSeq and is a predicted model, not a curated record. Gene Ontology annotation, cellular component: U4/U6 x U5 tri-snRNP complex; pICln-Sm protein complex; precatalytic spliceosome. Gene Ontology annotation, molecular function: RNA binding.